Pochonia chlamydosporia 170 is the source of this 1503-nucleotide messenger RNA. RefSeq names its product PH domain-containing protein. The record is from RefSeq and is a predicted model, not a curated record. The transcript has 3 exons. Lineage: Eukaryota; Fungi; Ascomycota; Sordariomycetes; Hypocreales; Clavicipitaceae. The coding region runs from base 1 to 1503 and encodes 500 amino acids.
AUGGCUUCUCCGAUUUCUCCGACUUCCACGACCUUGCCGUCGCGCGCGACUACGAAUCUUAGCUCGUACGCUGAGGAUGCAGUCCCUGACUUUGACCCCAACACUACUGCGGGUUUACUGGCCGAGCGUUUGCAGGCGUGGAAGCAUGCUUGCGGAUACCUCGAGGAAUAUGUGACGGCCAUUGAGAAGAUUCAUGGCCGCCAGGCAAAGGAGUAUGAGAAGGCUUUGAAGACCAUCUCUAACCCCCUUCGCGAGGGGCAUCACUUCGACCAGAGCCUCGGCGGUGUUGCUGGGUUUUUCGAGAACAUGCGUUCCAACACGCAGGCGCAGAUCAACACCAACAUUGAGACAGAGAAGAGCCUCAAGGGCUCAGUCUUGCCCAUUCUCGAGCGACUUCACAAGGAAAUCAAGCACAAGGCAAAGGAGCUCCAGAGCGGCGCCCAGAGCAGCGCCAAGGAGGUGGAAAAGCUGCGAAACAUUACACAGAAACAAAUUGAGCUUCUUGGCCAGCAGACAGCCUCGUUUGACUCUGCAGGCGGCAAGCUCAAUGCUGGCGACGAUCCUUAUGUCGUGCACCGAGGCGUCAUGCACCGGCUGAGCAACCAGGUUCUUGCUGAGAACAACCACCACAACGACCUGAUUGCAGUCCAGAACAACUUCCAGAGCUUCGAAUCUCACGUCAUUGAAGUCUUCCAGCAGGCCGUUGAGGCUUUCGUCCAGCUCGUCGGUGGCCAGGGGGAGAAGACGCGAGCUCUGUAUGGUGACAUGCUCGGUACCAUUCAGUGCGUCCCCAUGAAUUUCGAGUGGCAGAACUUUACGCAGCGUUGCGCCGAUAGAUUGGCCAACCCGAAUGACCCGCCUCGCGCCGUGGAUGCGAUCCAGUUCCCUAACAUGGAGCACAACUCGACCAAACCCCUGAUCGAGGGCUCACUGGAGCGCAAGUCUCGUAACAAGCUCUCCUGGGGCUACUCGACCGGCUACUACGUCGUCACCCCGUCCAAAUGGCUGCACGAGUUCAAGGACUCUGACGACGCCCGCGCCGACCCCAAGCCAGAGCUCUCCGUGUUCCUGCCAGACGCAGUGAUCGGCGCCCCUAGUGGGGAGAAGUUCAACGUCAAGGGCAAGGACCGAAGCGGCACCAUGAGCUCCAAGCUCACCGGCAGCACGGAACUUGCCUUCAAGGCUCACUCCGCCUCGGACGCCCAGAAGUGGUUCAAUGUCAUCCAGCAAGUCUGCGGAGCUACUGGCCCAGCCGAGUCAAACUCGCCCACUCCCUCAUCUCCUGCCACAGCCUCGCCGACCACCAUGUCCUCGGUCACGGGCAAGCCCAACGACAAGCUCGACAUGAACCCUCCUACGCCGUCGCCCACGGAAAAGAAGCCCGAUGCUGCUCUUGCUGCGGCUACAACUGCGUCAGGAGGCCAUAAAGCCCAAGAGGCUGGCGUGACUGGCGGUGAGGCCGUAUCGAGCCCUUCAGACGAGAAGAAGCCAGUGGUUGCAUAA